UGUUCAUGAAGCCACACUGUGAGAGAACCCGCCGCCGCCGUCGUCGUCGACUAGUCGCGUAGUGAAAACGAGUGCUGAUUUUUUCUCCUUUUUAACGAGCCAUCAUAGCGCGGCGCGACGUCCGAAACAAACCGAACCAUGAGCCAUUGCUGAAGCAAACUCUGGCGUAGGCUGUGCGUGAAAAAAAGUACUUGCUGAUCAACUCGCGUGCUGGAAAUGUGAUGUCAAAUUGGCGAAAUUUGAUGUGGAAAUAGUGCACCUCUUUUCGGAGAAAAAAAAAUAAUACCCGCUGAGUAGCGUGAGUGAGUGGGAGAGGAGGAAGAAAAAAGAAGAAUCGAAGAUAAUGGUUUUCGGAUGAAAUCAAAAGGAGCGAGAGAAGAGAAAUAGUGAAAGAUUUUUUUUCUGCCUUCAGUUGAGAAGAGAAUUCAGUGUCUGUGUGUGCGUUUGUUGUGUUGUGUUUUAUUUUCCUCAAAAGAUUUUUCUGUACGGAGAGUUGAAGCUAAGGAAGUGUCUUUAACCUUUGCCCUAGCGAGGAGUUUGCUUUUUGUUGUUGUUUCGUGGCGAUCGCUGUUUUCCGUGGAAGAACGCAUAUUCCCUUCUUCCGGAAGCACAAGUGCCACGGAUUAAAGCUGGAAUCAAGAUGAGUUCCAAUAAUACAACCAACAGCAAUACCACUAGCAGCAACAGCAGUAGCAACACUGUCAGCAGCAGCAGCAACAGUGGGACGAAUAGCAUCGAAGCCGAAUUCAACCGACUCAAUUCCAAAGAAGAAUGGGGAUCCAUUUUCACGGAAAUUCGCCGAAAAUGCGAACAGGAAGCGGAACAGAAGGAUUUCACAACGGCCGAGUCGAAGAAGUCGGAGAAUAAACACCUGAAUCGGUAUCGCGAUGUCGCUCCCUACGACCACUCCCGGAUCGUGCUGAAGCGUGGCACGACUGACUACAUCAAUGCCAACCUAAUCAAGAUGGACAACGCCGACCGGAAGUACAUCCUGUGCCAGGGUCCCCUUCCGAUAACGGUUAGCCACUUCUGGGUGAUGGUGUGGGAGCACAAUUCGUGCGGCAUCCUGAUGCUCAACAGGCUAAUCGAAAAGCGACAGAUCAAGUGUCACCUCUACUGGCCGGAGAAGAUUGGCGAAGAGCACAAGUUGGAGCUGCCAGAUGUUCAGCUAUCGAUCGAGUAUUUAGACGUUGUAGAGUACACUAAUUUCUCCAAGCGAACAUUCCGGUUAACGGACCUGGAAUCCGGCAAAACACGCAAAAUACUGCAGUUUCACUACACCACAUGGCCGGACUUCGGUACUCCAUCCUCGCCGUUUGCAUUCCUGCAGUUUUUGAAGGCCGUUCGUGAUUCGGGAGCGCUGGACAAGGAUGUUGGCCCGCCGAUCAUACACUGCAGCGCAGGCAUCGGCCGGUCUGGUACAUUCUGCUUGGUAGACAGCUGCCUAGUGUUGAUCGAUAAAGAAGGCGAAAACAAUGUAUCGGUUCAGAACGUUCUGCUUGAGCUCCGACAAUACCGGAUGGGACUUAUACAGACUGCAGAUCAAUUAAUUUUCUCAUAUCGAGCCAUCAUAGAGGGUAUGAGACGCAUACAUAAUACGUCAUUUGAAGAAUUCGAAGAGCUGUCCCGAGCGGAAAAUAAGGAUCAUGCUGCCUCCGAUCAGGAAACUGAAAAUGACGAUGCUCCACCGCCUUUGCCACCGCCCAGAUCACACUCGCUCACUAUCACUCAGAAGCCGCUACCAUUAAUUCCUAACAGCGAAAGUGUCCACGAAGACUUCCUAAUCUGUAACGAUCGAGAUAUCGUCAACAACCAGGUUAACUUGGAGAAAAGCAAGCAAUACGAAGUGUGCAAGGAUCGACCGUUGCCGCCUCUGCCGAAGGAAGGCUCCCUGGAGAAGGUUCACGAGGCGGACAGUUCCGAGGGUGAUAGUGGGGCUUCUGGUGAAAGUGGUGAGGAAGACGAACUGAUCGAGGAGAAUGACAGUGACCAGAACGGGGACAGCACCAGAGAAGUAGAGGACAAUAGUGAUAACAUUAAGAGUUCCGUGCUCGACGAUACAACGAUAACCAGUUCGUCUUCGUCGACGUUGUCUACGGCAACAACGAGUGCAACGGCGUCCGCUAGUAGCAGUAAAACAUCCACCCUGGAAUCGAACAGGGGCGACGAGAAGUCGUUCGAUGCCGAUGCCACGCUGCCACCGCUACCCAGCGAAGAGUGCGCUGACAAUGAGAGAGCCGCCAGCCCGGAGGGGGGACUAUCACCAAACGCCGAGCUACGACGCCGGAAGCGACUCGAGCGCCAGACCGCGAUGGAGGAGAAGAUUCGCGACAUCAAGCGCAAACAGAAGGAGGCGGAGAGUACAGCUGCCGCGUCGCCAAAAAAACGCAGGUCAAUAGCCCUUACCAUCGCCGCCGGCGUUUGUAUCGGUGUGCUCUGUGUGUAUCUUUACACGAAAAAUUUGUAAUCAUGAUCAUCGUCCCCGGAACCCACAUCCUCCCCCUCCCCCAACCCUGCUCUAAAUUGCUGCGAUCCUACUACAUCCCUUGUCCCGCCCUCUAACGAAGGUGGUGGCAAGAGGGUUUGUUUUUUUUAAUAUUUUUGGAUUUAUUUAUAGUUUUCUCCUAGCGAGAAUAUAUGCUACGAAGAAAAUAAAGACAGAGUCAGACCAGCAACAGCCAGAUAACUCAAAUUAUCUGGGACGAUUGCCGCCCGACCAGAUCUAGUAGAAGCAGGAACUAUACGAACAGUUAAUCCGUAUCGAUGUAGAAAUACUUCAAACUAAUUUACAAAUAAUCGUGUAGACCAAGUGAUCAAUGUUGAAAUCGUGAAAAGAAAUAGGAACAUUUUAGUUCGUGCUCUUAUAGCAGUUGAGAAGAUUUUUUUUAGCAUAUUUUAGUUUUGAAUUUUAACUCAUUCCAACGAUAGGGAAAAGAAAGGAGCUUAACAUUAAACAAUGCAUCCACAUGGCAUUCACUUUUACAUUCACACGUGUUGGAACGCUAUACCGAGAUCGAGCUGAGCAACAAGCUUAUUUUUUCGGGAUCACGCCGAUUGAACCAAUUGUGAACAGUGUGCUGUGAUCCUAAUCGUCAUCGUUCUCGCAGUUCUGUGACCCAUUACAAAAAAAAGAGAGACACUCGGCAGAUUCAACAGCGGCAAUCAUCUGCAAUCACAACAACAGCUGCAAUCCAGAUUCCGCACAACUUGAAACAUUGUGGGUUCAAGCUAAGUAGAACACAUUAGUUUAUCUUUAUUUGUUGGUACUUUUUGUUGUAUCUGUUCCCCUUUACUGGCUCACUGUUUCAUAUUUUAGACCAUUUCAAAAUAAUCUUUUCUUCAUUGGCUUUCCCUAUUCCCCCAGUAUUAAUGUGUUCGUAAAAUUUUCUUUCUAUCUUUCUUGGUUUCAUCUGAAGUUUCUCUGUUGCAUGUCAUUGAAAAAAAUGCUAAAUCGAUAUGAUAAUUUAUCCAGCACACAACUCUGUAAUGCAUUUUGGACCCCAUUGUCGUGCACACAAACUCCAAGCGGAACAUUGACAUUGUAUGUAGAAGUUCUCAAGAGCCUGAGGAACUAUCGGUCUCAUAGACCUGUGUCAAGAGUAGUAUGGCGUGUCGCAUAUUAAUCUUAAAGAACUAAUUACCUUUUGAAAUAAUCAUCGUGUAUUCCGGAAUAGAUUGCGAGGCUUUUUUGUGGUGAAUUUCAAUGCAAAGGUUUGCUUUUUGGAUGAACACUUCAGAACAGGAAUCACACCAUUUAACCGCCGUAUAUUUUCACAUUCUUCAACAACUCAUUUUCCUCCAUUUCAUCAUGAUGUUCACAAUUUCCAAAAGGUUGAAUUGCUUGACACACACUAAGAGAGACAACAAAGCGAGUAGUGGAGCAAAUGCGAAGAUUUUAUUAUUGUGAUAUUCAGUCAAUCGCAAACAAUCAAUUGCAAAAGAGAGAAAAUCGUAUGGGAGUCUAAGAUGCAGAAGGGAGCAUUUUUGGGCCACAUAUACUCCAGCGUUAUUGCCGAUUAACGUUUCGAACAGAAAAAAGCACACUUGAGCGUUACUCUCUGUUUUUUGCGAACUAAUUUUACCAGAUGAAGUCUAAAAGUGCGUUGACUGAAAGGACAGGGAAGAGAGCUAUACAUGUUUAUAUUGUAGUAGGAGACCGAGUCAUUAUUGAACACACAAAAAUCAACAUCCAAUAUGGAACUUCUGGUAGAGAACAGAACAGAACACAAAAAAAAGAAAUGAGAAAUAAUCAAGAGAGAGAGACAUAGUCGUAUAUCGAGAUAUGAAAGUAUCGUCCAUGUUUUAGAAAUAACAGUUUACAUUUUUCUACCGAUAGAAUAUUCGCGUAUUUUUCAGAGGAGCAGAAAGAAAAGCAUUGUGAAGAAAUUCUAAUAUUUUAUUUUAUUUUAUUUUUCUAUCCAAAAGGACCGUAGUUUAACGUGUAGUAGACUCUUUUAUAAAAUAAUAACGAAAACUCGCUUUAAGGCGAAAGUAAAAAAAAACAAAGUUAAACCUAUAUUACAGAGCAAACAAUUGUAUAGAUGACUGUUUUAGAAAAUGAAAAAAAUAUGAGAGAUAAAAUGAAAUUGGUGAACGAA
Toxorhynchites rutilus septentrionalis is the source of this 4598-nucleotide messenger RNA. RefSeq names its product tyrosine-protein phosphatase non-receptor type 61F (gene Ptp61F). Gene Ontology annotation, molecular function: protein tyrosine phosphatase activity. The transcript has 7 exons. Gene Ontology annotation, biological process: protein dephosphorylation. The record is from RefSeq and is a predicted model, not a curated record. NCBI's taxonomy places the organism in Eukaryota, Metazoa, Arthropoda, Insecta, Diptera, Culicidae. The coding region runs from base 641 to 2467 and encodes 608 amino acids.